AUGAAUCAGACCGCCCCGCAGCACUGUCCGCCCUCAGGUAUCAUCAAGGUCCAAGGACGGGUAUGCUCGUUCGGGGUCGGCGGCGCCGGUCUYAACAUGGACUUUGCUCAGCAUGUGGUGCUUUACGAGCCAUGGUGGCGCCACUGUGACGAGCAGCAAUGGGUUGGACGGGCGUAUCGGACGGGUCAGAAGCACCCUGUCCAUGUAUAUCGCAUCAUGGGAGAGGACUGCCUCGUCGAUUGGCUCUCGCGCAAGCUCAGCGAAGCCAAAGCACAAACCAUCAACCAGCUCACUCAGGCGAUCCGAAGGGAAGACGGAACGGAUUUUGUCAUUCCCGAGCAAAGCCGCGGCGCCGAGGCUCGUUGA
Ramularia collo-cygni is the source of this 366-nucleotide messenger RNA. RefSeq lists its product as uncharacterized. Lineage: Eukaryota; Fungi; Ascomycota; Dothideomycetes; Mycosphaerellales; Mycosphaerellaceae. The record is from RefSeq and is a predicted model, not a curated record. Bases 1 to 366 code for a protein of 121 amino acids. The transcript has a single exon.